UGUGCAUUUUGCAAUGCUGUCAACUUUUCGCGGUGUAAACAUUUAUAAACAUAAACAAUUGUUGUGGAAUUUAUGUAAUUAACCGUUUCAUUUAAUCUCUAUGAUGUGAGAUAGGAAAAUAUGCUUCCAGUCAGAAAAUUUGUUAAUUGAGAGCAAAAUUUUUAUGAAUUCAAGGUACUUACAUAUUAUAUAUAAUUUUAUAUCUUAGAUAACGGUUAAAGUUAUGUGCAUUGAAGAUUAUAAAUUAAACAUGAAUAUACCUCGGUACAUAAUGAAAGGCGGACAUUAUGAAGUGAAGAUAGAGAAUAUAUAUGAUCCAUCAAAAUUUUGGGUCAUAUUAAAAUUUAAGGAACUUGCAAUUUUUAUGAAGUAUUUGAGGUGUUUUUAUGAUAAUGUUGAAAACAGAAAAAUUGUUCCUAAAAGCGAUUUAAAGAAGAACUUUAUUUAUAUUGUCCGCAGAAGAGAUAUGUAUUACAGAUCUACUGUUAUGCCACUUUUGCUACCUGACAGAAACCAAGUUAAGGUUUUCAUGAUUGAUUUUGGAUUUAUUGUCAAUAUAUGUACAGAAGAUAUAUUUUAUAUUUCUGAAAAACAUCAAGUUGUACCUAGAUUUGCCAUUAGAGCCAGCUUGGCAUACAUUUCUCCAACUGAUCACUCCAAAAUCUGGAGCCAGCUAGAUUUAAAGAUUUUCUGUAAAAUAUUACAGAAUAAAAGAAUUUUUGCUGAAGUGUGUGAAAUCGACACUGAACAGAACAUAUUGUUUUGUGAAAUUUAUAUAAACCCUGAAGUUACUAAUAAAUCAAUCGGUGAUAUAUUAGUGAAUUUAAAAAUGGCCAAGUACAACGAAAGGUAUACGAGCCACAAUACUGAACUAACAAAAUAUAAAAGCAAGGUCAAAUAUCCACAUCUCUUUCCAUCUUUUGAGAAACUAGAAAAUGGUUCAGUUCCAUCGUCCCUGUGGGAAAGGAAUUUAUUAAAAGAUUCUGUCUUAUUUGAUGUACUUUAUAAGGAUUAUUAUCAGUAUCAAGAUAUUAAUUGCGUUGAUAAAUAAUGUCGGUUUCAUGUUUGUUUCCAUAUUGUUCAAUAUAUUUUCAAAUUUAUUUAAAUAUAUCUUUCAGCUGUUCUUUUCUAUAAAUUUAGUUUUUGUAUUUAUUUGGCAAUGUGAAGACUGCAUAACCAGUGCCACUUGUGUUUUAUGUGAAAGUAGUGAAAAUAUAUAUUCCAAUUAUUUAAGACUGAGGCAUAUGUAAUCUUAAUCUAUAUUACUAAAUAGAUUUAUAAUUUAAAUUUUUUCU
This is a messenger RNA of Anoplophora glabripennis (Asian longhorned beetle), 1295 nucleotides long. Its product is annotated as tudor domain-containing protein 5-like. The record is from RefSeq and is a predicted model, not a curated record. The transcript has 2 exons. Bases 224 to 1051 code for a protein of 275 amino acids. NCBI's taxonomy places the organism in Eukaryota, Metazoa, Arthropoda, Insecta, Coleoptera, Cerambycidae.